AUGGACCCCGAACCUGACGCUGUCCUGGUGGACUCCAACCCCGACGGAGUUACCGUUAUCACCAUCAACAGACCUCACCGACGCAAUGCCGUUGACCCUGCCACGAGCAGAAAACUGUACACAGCAAUCAUCAAUUUCGACGAUGACCCGGCGCAGAAAGUAGCCAUUCUGACCGGCUCGAACGGGUGUUUCUGUGCUGGCGCCGACCUCCACGAGGUUGCCGCCAUGAAUAAACUGAGCCCAGCAGCCCGAGGGGCGACCCAAGUGGACAACCCGGACAGCACGACUGACCGCAUCAAGCCCCCUACCGGCCCACGCACAAGAGGCCCCAUGGGCCCAUCGCGACUGCUCCUCCAGAAGCCGCUCAUCUGCGCCGUCGCGGGCCACGCCGUAGCCGGGGGUCUCGAGCUCAGCCUGCUGGGCGACAUGCGCGUGAUCGAGGAGGACGCCGUGCUGGGCGUCUUCUGUCGGCGCUGGGGCGUGCCGCUGAUCGACGGGGGCACGGUGCGCCUGCCUGCCAUUGUCGGGCUCGGCCGGGCGCUCGACCUGAUCCUCACGGGCCGCCCCGUCGGCGCGCAGGAGGCGCUCGCCAUGGGCCUGGCAAACCGCGUAGUGCCGAAAGGACAAGCGCUGGCCGAGGCCAAGAAGAUUGCCCAGCAGCUGGUGGCGUUCCCACAGGCGUGCAUGAGGGCCGAUCGCGCGUCGGCGUACCAUGCCGCGUUCGACGCGAGGUCGUUUGGGGACGCGAUCAGCAACGAAUGGGACAAAGGCUUCCCCGUGGUCGAGCUCGAGGGCGUGCAGGGAGCUGCUGGGUUCAGCAAGGGAGCUGGGCGACACGGCGACUUUUCAUCAUUUGGCAAAGGCAAACUUUAG
Molecule: messenger RNA, 873 nt
Organism: Microdochium trichocladiopsis
Lineage: Eukaryota; Fungi; Ascomycota; Sordariomycetes; Xylariales; Microdochiaceae
Product: carnitinyl-CoA dehydratase
Exons: 1
Coding region: 1-873 (290 amino acids)
Source: RefSeq, a predicted model, not a curated record